GCCCUUGCGCAGACCGCCCCUACCAACUAUUGCGACUUCUUGGAGCUGGCGGUGGCCUCGGCCGCGAGCGAUUUCCCCGCGCCCAAGCAGGGGCGCCAGUUCUUUGCCUUCUCUGCCGACGCGGUCCGACUGAUCAAGCAACCAGAGCUCGACUUCUUUCACUCGCCGCUAAACGAGCUACGCGAGCUGAACGACCUGGCAGACGAGGCCACCACUGCGGCUCGCCAGAACGACCCCAGGAAGUGCUGCAAGGUCAUGAACCGUAUAGCCCCCCAAACGACGCCAGCUUCAGUUGCCGUGGCGGGACCCGACGGAUUGCCCUGCGUGGGCGCGCCCGCGGAGACCCAGGCUCGCAAGCAGGCGCUGCUGAACAUCUUCAUUGAGGUCCCCCUCUGCGAACGCCCGCCACCUGCAGCGCCACCUCCGACGACUGCGGAAGCGCAACCACUUCAGCACCUGCUCCACUGCACCACUAGCGACGCCGAGCACAUCGUCGACCUCGUGCCCGACCGCGAGGCCGCCGCGCCUUUCGACGCUACCCCAGGCGGACAUCUGCGGCCGCGUGGUGUGGUGGCUGAGCUCGGGAAGCUGGCG
Molecule: messenger RNA, 594 nt
Organism: Prorocentrum cordatum
Lineage: Eukaryota; Dinophyceae; Prorocentrales; Prorocentraceae
Source: the annotation of a GenBank genome assembly